CUGCUCUUCCCUCCUCGUGGGCUGUUUUUGAUGAGCCAGAAGAGAGGACUGAAUUGCAUGCACGCUCCUGGGGACCGAUGCCAGGGCGAAGAGUGGAGCUACAGUUUUUGUUCUUGAGUGGAGAAUGGGGAAAACGCUUGCCUUAGUGCUAUAUUCUGCUCAGCUGUUACAUGCUUCUCUGAGCUGCUGCAAGGUGCCACUUUCUGCUGCUUUUCUCCCCUUUGUUUUCUUUGGCAGCUCCCUAAGUGCUGUAUCAAAACAGCUUCAGGGGAGCUGCGCUGGCACAGUGACCUACCUCCAUACUGGUGCUGGUUUAAAUGCAACAAGAAGAAACCUGGACUGAAGUUGGAUUGAAUUUGUUUCCACGAAAACCACUAAGAAAGGGCACAGGGACAAUUUCAGAAAAGUCUGUUUGGAACCGACGCCAAAAGCUGGGUUGAAAGAAAAUGAAAAAGGAGUGUGUCUCGAGAUCUUUCAAACUGAAACAAAACCCAGGCUCCCUCUCCCGUGCUGUCAGCUGGAUAAAUUUCUCCUCCUUGUCAAGGCAGACAAAGAGAUUGUUUCGCAGCGAUGGUGAACUCUCCUCCAUGUGCCUGCAGCAGGUAGAUGAGGAUGACGAGAACUGGAUCUACAGGAGCCAGCAGAGAAAAGCUGUUUCCAACCUAGAUGAAGAGAGUAGAUGGUCUGUGCAUUAUACUGCUCCAUGGCACCAGCAGGAAAAUGUCUUCCUACCCUCCUCAAGACCACCUUGUGUGGAGGACCUGCACAGACAAGCCAAGCUGAACCUCAAGUCAGUACUAAGAGAGUGUGACAAGCUGCGACGGGAUGGCUACCGGAGCUCGCAGUAUUACUCUCAGGGCCCCACCUUCUCCUCAUCCUCCAGUGCAAUAUGUGGAAGUUACCAGGAUGAUUAUGAAGAAAUUGAACAAAAGUGUCCUGUCUCUCCCCCUGAAGAGGAAAAACUUAUUACCAUCAAAAGACCUAAAAGUCCAGCUUCAAAUGAGUUGUCAGAUAUCAACACUCAAACCAACUGGACCAAGUCACUCCCACUGCCAACUCCAGAAGAGAAAAUGCGACAACAAGCACAGGCCGUUCAAACAGAUGUGGUUCCUAUUAAUGUGACUGGGGAGAAUUUCGACCGCCAGGCCAGCAUUCGGCGGUCUCUUAUUUACACAGACACGGUGGUAAGACGGCCGAAGAAAGUCAAAAGGAGAAAGACUAUUACAGGAAUCCCUGACAACAUACAAAAGGAGCUAGCAGUUGGCACUGGCCAAAGUGAUUUCCGAGGGCAUUCGAUGUAUGUCCCAGAUCACUGUUCCACGCUAGGGAGACUUGACAGCUAUCGCUCUGCCAUGCAGCGCUCGGAAACCAAGGACACCAGCUGCCAGACGGAGGAAGUUAAAGUUGUGCCCCCUUCAAUGAGAAGAAUAAGAGCACAGAAAGGACAAGGCAUUGCAGCCCAGAUGUCUCAGUUCUCCAGCUCAUCUGGAAACAUGUCAGUGAUGAGUGAUUCUGCUGCAGUUAUAUUUGCUUCUCGCCAAAAUAGCGACAUAGGUUUUCACAGCUUGCCUCGAGUCGGUGCAAGAGUGUCUCUGCAGUCCCUAGACCAGACACAGAGCAUCUCUAGGCAGACGGAAGACAUUGCUGGCACUUUACCUCACCAGAUAAGUAAAUUGCAAGUGGAUGAUAGUGUUGUGCAUCUGAGGAAUAAUCCCACGACAGGGACCCUGUCGAGGCCAAAGUCUCAAGAGGUGAGAAGCUGUGAUAGUGAGAAGUCCGCAAGCCCAGCAUGUGUGGUCUCUCCUCAUGCCACCUACUCAACAAGCAUCAUACCCAAUGCAACACUGUCAUCCUCCUCAGAAGUUAUUAUUAUUCACGCUGCCCAGAGUGUUGGAUCAUUGGAUAGUAAAAUGAACAGCUCCACUGCCUACCCAAAUCCAAGAGACAAUCCUGUUACCAGCAGUGCAAUAAGUGGGAAAGAAGAUCACCAUUCUUCAAGCGGUAACUGGAGUGAGAGUAGCUCCACACGUCACUCACAGACUUCAGAUACCAUCCCAUCGAAUGCUGUCAUGAUGCUUUCUCUUGGUGACUCUGCUGUCUCUCUUACCACUCCUGGGAAUGCAGAGGCUGGGUCUCAGACCACAACCUACAGCUGCAGGAACAAUGUUGCUUUACCAAACCCUUCCCAGGACAGCGACGGUAGGAGUGAAUCUAGCUAUUCUGGGGAGCGAGCACAGGCAGCAGUGGACAGCACAGAGCACUGGUUGUACAAGUCUUCAGAAAACAGUGAGACUCCUUCACGCAAGGUGGUUUGUACCACACCAGGCUAUGCCACUCCUGGUAGCAACCUGAGCAGCAGCAGCCUGGAGAGGACAUCGGUCAGGGAUGAUUCUACUUCUCUGUAUUCUGGGGACCACGAUGGUUAUUACAGUUCCGUGCAUAAUGACUCCGGGCUGAAGUCAGACAUGCCGUACAAUAAUACUAAUGGUUUUGGGAACCCAAGAGACAGUGUGAUAAAUGUCUUCGAAGGAAAGGAGAAGAAACAGCAGGAUGACCAGUCAGGCCAAGGUGACAAAUCUCUUGCAAGAAACAUCUCUCUGAAAAAGGCCAAGAAACCACCUUUGCCACCAUCCAGAACAGACUCACUCAGAAGGCUGCCUAAGAAAAAAGUCCAAUCCAGUGGACAGGUACUUGAUGAAACCCUCAUUGCCACCCUCCAGCAUUCUCUGCAGUUAAAUCUCAAGUGCAAAAAUGGCAGCUCCCCUUCCCAGAGCCCCUCCAGUGAUUACGAGGAUCCCUGGGUGUUGCGCUCCCGCAGCCAAAGCUCGGUCAGUGCAAGCAGCAGCAUGAUGUCCACCACUGCUCCAAACCUUUACUCCAUCUGCACAGUCACUCCCUCACAGAGUGAAACAAGUAGCAUCAAGUCAGAGUAUGCUGACCAGUGGGGCUACUACAGCGACUAUGCCGCAGUGACAGACGACCAGGUGAAAUCCCCAGUGACCCAUUCUGUCAGUACAUCGUCGGCUCUCAGCGAUUACAGCAUCAGCCACUUCAGUGAUGGCUCAAGGGCUUCUGUGCCACAAGUGCCCAGUGGGCUGGCAAAACCAAAGAGCACUUCUCCAGAGAAAUCCCACCGAGUCACGUCACCGUCAAGUGGGUACUCCAGCCAGUCCAAUACACCCACUGCGCUUACUCCAGUGCCUGUACUUUUAAAACCUGCAUCAUCAGGAAAUGGGAAAUCCAAGCUGAAGCCUAAAGUGCCUGAAAGGAAAUCCUCUCUUCUGUCUUCAGUUUCCAUGUCUUCAUCCUCCACUUCCCUUUCUUCAAAUACAUCUACCGAAGGGAGUGUGAGUGUGAAGAAACUAGACCCCGCCCUGAGCCCUCCUCUGGAUUCUGGUGCACCUCCUCCACCACCUCUUCUUCCAACACCUCCACAUUGCCCCGAACUUUCUCCUCCCCCUCCUCCUCCUCCAGCAGAAGUCAUGGAUUCGUCACCAUUGUCAGCCUCUCCCACAUUCCCCCCUCCUCCACCAGAAGCUAAUGUAAAUUCUUCCUUUGCUCAGACUGUCCCUUGGUUUUCUCAAGAAGCUUCCAUCAGUUCAUUCUCUUCCACCAUUCCUCCUCCUCCUACUUGCCCCUUAGCUGUCCCACCACCAGCACCACCUCUUGAUCCCAAGUUAACAAAAGGUGCAACAAUAUACCCACAGUAUUCUUUUAAGAAACGCAAUCAGGAAGAUUCUUGCUAUAGUCCAGUGAAACAACCACUCAACAAGCAAGACUCAUCGAGACCUGUGAUGCCAUUAGUAACUACCAAAGCAUUGCAAAUGGUGCAGUUGAGGUCUGUGAAAAAAGCGACAGAAGGUGAACCUGAAUCUGCUUCUGAAGCCACCUCUGAGGAGAAGGGUACUUUAAAUUCAUCGUCACAGUCUUCCCUAAAGUCGUCUCUCUCACUAAGACUCAGUAGCAGCUUAGGCAAUGAGGAAAUGAAAACUCAAGGCACUUCAUUUAAAAAUGCAGUUCAAACACUGUCUCGAGGUUCUCCUCUCAUUCUCUCUGAUAACACACCUGCUCUUGACAGCGAUGAAAAACCUAUUAAUGCAGUAGGUCUAAAAAAGUCUUCUGAAGCUGAUGCACUGGGGACAGCUACUGAAGACACACCUGAGUCUUUGGUGCAGAAUGAAGGCCUUCGUUCUGGUAUGUCACCUCAGGGGUCACCAGCAUCUCCUGACAAGGUUCAGGUCAUAUUGCCAAGCAAGAAACCACCUCCUAUUUCAAAGAAACCCAAACUGUUCCUUGUUGUACCACCUCCACAGUUAGAUGUUACAGUGGAGAAAGCAGCUGAAGUGAGUGAUACUGUCAGAAGCACAUCAAGUCCGACUAAGAGAGACACUGUGCUCGCACACUGCGAGGAGGCGAGAAAUUGUCUUACAGAUGGACUCAGUUCUAGCGAGAUGGACUCUGGCAGCCUGGUUCCUGAGGGAGGAGCUGCUGGAUUCACCUUCUCUGAGGCAGGGGGAGCAAAUGCCUUUGUGGUACAGCCUGCUGCAUCACCAGUUCAAGAAGAGCCCAGGCAGGAGGAGCAGUCUGCUUUUGAUGAAGGAAGCAGUUCAGGCAGCAGCCAAGACAGCGGCAGUAACGCUGACGGGCACCUACCUCAAGAGAACGAAAGUGUGGAAGUGUUUGAAUCAGAUACAGCAAAUAGUUCAUUCCUGCCAAGCUGUAGUUAUGGGGAAGAGACGGAUGGAGUGGCAACACCAGCGAGACCAAGGACUACUGAAGAUCUUUUUGCAGCCAUUCACAGAUCCAAAAGGAAAGUCCUUGGCCGUAAAGAUUCUGAAGACGACCGUACCCGCAACCAUUCUCCGUCGCCCCCCGUAACUCCCACUGGUGCUUCCCCAAAUUUAGCUACCCUCAAACAAGCCGGAUCUAUUCAGAGAAGCGUUCGCAAGAGCAGCACCAGCAACGACAACUUCAAAGCCCUGCUGCUGAAGAAAGGGAGCCGCUGUGACACCAGUUCCCGGAUGUCUGCGGCAGAGAUGCUGAAGAACACGGACCCGCGGUUCCAUCGGACAAAGACAGAUGCCCCCGCUGACCUUUCUGACAACCCUGCCAGCUGCUCACCCAGCAAGAGCAAACGGGCCCAGGAAGAAUGGGCCAAGAGCGAGGGCCUGAUGCCAAGGAGCAUGUCCUUCUCUGGCACUAGGUACGGCCGGUCACGAACACCCCCGUCUGCUGCCAGCAGCAAGUACAACGUCCGCAACCGCAUCCAGAGCAGCCCCAUGACUGUCAUUAGUGAAGGAGAUGGGGAAGUGGUGGAACAGUCAGAGGGCAGGGUCCGGAGGACUUUGGAAGAGCAGCAAGAGAGGCAGCUUAAUAUGUUUAACAGUGAUGAAAUGGACAUGAAUGACUUUGCAUAUGUUGAGGAGGCAGGAUGCAAGGAGACCUUGGAUCCGGCCCAUCUAGACUUAAUGACUCAACCAGGUACUUCAAGGAAGUAUCUAAGCCCUUCAGCUGAAGAAAGUUAAAAGGCAGUGUGACAGAAGGCUUUGGGUAUUAGUCUAGAAAAUCACAGAGGACUAGAUUCCCGAAGAAAGCCCAGACCAGGACAAGUUUACUUUGCUGAGCAUUUAUUCCAUGAACUGCAUGUGUAUGUUUAAAUGCUAAAGCGAUGGUGGUUCUGCAUGGUUGGGUUGGGUUGGGGAGCACUUGCUUUGAAUGAGUGGUCUGUGGCUUAAAGAAAGUUAAGUUGAAUUUUUUGUGUAAAGCCUUAGAAGUCCUCUUGUGGGGUGGGAGGGAAGUUUUCUCAGAGUCUGUAGGGGUGUGAAGUUUUUCUUUUUCUUGAGACUGCAGUUGUGCAAGAAAAAUUUAGGAAUAAACCUGAAAUGGGAAGGCUCCUGUGGUACAAGCUGGACAUUUGGUUCAAAAGCAUUGUAGUGGUGCAGCGUAGUGCAUAUGUUAAGCAGAGAGAGGCACGGUGAGGCCCAUUCACCUGUGAGAAGGUAGUAGGGUUGGUGCUGGGGUUACAUGGUUUAUUACUGGGUUAUUGGCCCAGUGUUCGAUGAAGCAUGUCCUGCUUGAGCGAUUAGCUCACCAGAUUUUGAAUUGGUCCAGAGUACUGUAAUUUUUAUUCUUUUUCCUGAGGGAAAAUGAAAUACACAGUGAACGUGGAAAAGGGAGCUGAGUUUUAUAACACACUACUAGCUGCUGUGCAGCCACACAAUUAUGCUUGGUGAAACACUCAUUUCCAAGUGAAUUGCUUUCUUGACUGGAGUAUUCCCUUAGAGAACUGGAACAACUGGAUGUCUGCAGAGGAUGCAAGCAGACAACAUUUGAAAAGUGGGAGAGGAAUGAAGCAGUGUACUGCUAGAAUUUGGAAGGGUUACUACUAUUGUGGUUUAGGAAUGAUAUUCCCCAAUUUAGUUUUUCCACUGAACCACUCUAAACCAAGUGCCGCUCCCUCCCUCCCUCCUCCCCUUCCCUGCUUCGGCAGGCUAGAGAGGAGAAUUGAAGGCACAAAAAAUAAGGAUCACAGGUUGAGGUAAGGACAGUUGUCUGAAAACAGCAAUGAGAUAAGAAAAAGAACAGUAACAGCAACAAUACUAAUGACAGAGUGCAGGAGAAAGCGGAAAACGAUUCACACGCAAUUGCUCACCGGAGCCCAGUAAUACACGAACCUGCCACCACGCUACCCCGACUGGGAGAGCCCCCCAUUCCCUGCCCCUGGUAAUGAUGUGAGGUGGUAUGGAAUAAUUGCCCCUCCUGGCUACUGCAGAAAUUAACCCUGUCCUGGCCGGAACCAGGACAGUUAGAUUUCUGAAUUAGAAAGCAAAGUUUGACUUUUAGAACUUGCACUACAAAGCUGUAGGUGGAGCCUGUCUUUCAAAACUGAAACUUGGGAGUUGUGUUUUGCCAGAAGUUUUGUCUUCCAUUUGUCAAAACAGGAAGACUAUUACUUUUCAUCACUUGAAAUACAGAUACUUGCUAACUUUUGGUUACCAAAGAAUAAGUUACAGUUACCUUACUUUUUGAUUUGCCUGCAGUAUUUCUCUUAUUUUUUAACCUUAAUAAUUUAGUGAGGUUCAUUUUUAUUGUAUAUUUUACAGAUAAUAAAAACAUUUAACGGUUUCCCAAUUGUAAAGAAAAUUAAUUGAAACUGAAAUACUGGCUGGAGUUUUUGGUUCUUAGUAGGAGUGAAGCUUUUAAUUUUUAAGAAGAAUUUUGCAUCAUUUGAUGGCAUGCGCAGUUUUUGUAUUGUUUGUAAAUAUUGAAAGUUGUUAAAAUAUCUUUUGAUCUCCGUACCGUAGAAUUUAUACAUUUUUAGAUUGCUUUUAAGAAGAAAAAGCACUCUUUGUAGAUUAUUUAUUUUAGAGAAAUAUGCUUGUAAUCUCUUUCUUCAAUCCUUUACUUGUUAGUAAUGUAAAUUUCAGGGGCCUUCGUUUAACUCUUCCCUUCAUAAGAGGGGAAUAGUGGUGAAAAUGCUGUGACUUUGCUUCAAUAAAGAAAAAGCCUGCCAGUUGCCAUAUUGUCUUUUGAAUUGAUUAAAAUCUUCUUCAAAAGAUGUGUCCCUCCGUGUAUGGCAACCCACUGAAUGCCAUAAUCCAUGCAUCCAGCUACUAAUCUCCCAUUUUUCAUUGCAAAAUUUACUAAUUCACUUUACAGACAAUUAAAGUGUACUUACAUAUACAUUGCAUUUUGGCAUCUCAAUUCUGAGACUAAAAAAAAUUGAAAUAAUAAUAAGCUUUUUCCAGUGUCAUGUGUGAAUGUUUCUACUACUUUUCUCCUACUUGCAACCUGUCCCAGAAAACUAAAAUUCUUGGAGAACCAGAUUAUAAGCAGAAUAAGCAAGGAGUAAAAUAAAAUGGAGAAGGUGAAUCCAGCUGCACUCAGUGGAACAAGGGUGGGAUUAACUGGUGCACAGUAAACUUCCUGCCAUUUUUAUGUGCUAACUAUAUUUAAAGAACCAUUGGAUUUUUUAAAUUAAAUUAAAACCUGGUUGGAUAAAGUA
Molecule: messenger RNA, 8005 nt
Organism: Empidonax traillii (willow flycatcher)
Lineage: Eukaryota; Metazoa; Chordata; Aves; Passeriformes; Tyrannidae
Gene: NHSL1
Product: NHS like 1
Exons: 8
Coding region: 447-5525 (1692 amino acids)
Biological process (GO): cell differentiation
Source: RefSeq, a predicted model, not a curated record